Molecule: messenger RNA, 690 nt
Organism: Nicotiana tabacum (common tobacco)
Lineage: Eukaryota; Viridiplantae; Streptophyta; Magnoliopsida; Solanales; Solanaceae
Source: RefSeq, a predicted model, not a curated record
AUGUCUGUCAAGUUAGUGGUUGGAGAUUGCACCCUUAAUGUUGUUAGCGCUUACGCGCCACAAGCGGGCUUGGAUGAGGAGGCUAAACGACACUUCUUAGGAUCAAAGGCUAGGGAUACGAAUGGGUAUAAGUUGUGGUACUCUGAAGUCGUGAAGGGUAAGAAUGAAGUGGGUAUUUUAGUAGAUAGGGAUAUUAUAGAGUCUGUGGUAAAGGUUAGGUCGUCAGCUGGUGGUUAUGUCGAGGUGUAUGGCGGUUUUGGCUUUGGGGUUAGAAACGGAGGAGGAACCUCACUAUUGCAGUUCACGAAGGCUUUCGAGCUGAUGAUUGCGAACUCUAGUUUUUCGAAGAGGGAGGAGCAUCUGGUGACUUUCCAAUGUAUUGUGGUGAAGAUUCAGAUUGAUUAUUUCCUCCUCAUAAAGUAUGAUAGGGGGUUGUACGAGGAUUGCAAGGUUAUCCCAGGAACUGGGGGAAAAGUCGGGGAUAAGAAGUUAUAUCAGAUGGCUAAGGUGAUAGAGAGGAAGGCUCGAAACCUGGACCAAGUGAGGUGCAUCAAAGAUAAGGAUGGUAGAGUGUUGAUAGGGGAGGCUCAAAUUAAGCAGAGAUGGCAGACUUACUUUUAUGGACUUCUGAAUGAAGAAAGGGACAAGGAUAUUGUGCUAGGCAAUCUGGGGCAUUCAGAGAGUCUCUGA